Molecule: messenger RNA, 1639 nt
Organism: Mustela lutreola (European mink)
Lineage: Eukaryota; Metazoa; Chordata; Mammalia; Carnivora; Mustelidae
Gene: ILK
Product: integrin linked kinase
Exons: 12
Coding region: 19-1377 (452 amino acids)
Biological process (GO): protein phosphorylation; integrin-mediated signaling pathway; cell-matrix adhesion
Cellular component (GO): focal adhesion; stress fiber
Molecular function (GO): ATP binding; protein binding; protein kinase activity
Source: RefSeq, a predicted model, not a curated record
CAGCGCCGGGACGCUGCUAUGGACGACAUUUUCACUCAGUGCCGGGAGGGCAACGCGGUGGCCGUUCGCCUGUGGCUGGACAACACGGAGAACGACCUCAACCAGGGGGAUGAUCAUGGCUUCUCCCCCUUGCACUGGGCCUGCCGAGAGGGCCGUUCAGCUGUGGUUGAGAUGCUGAUCAUGCGGGGGGCACGAAUCAAUGUGAUGAACCGUGGGGAUGACACCCCCCUGCACCUGGCAGCCAGUCAUGGACACCGUGAUAUUGUGCAGAAGCUCUUGCAGUAUAAAGCUGACAUCAAUGCAGUGAAUGAGCAUGGAAACGUGCCCCUGCACUAUGCCUGUUUUUGGGGCCAAGAUCAGGUUGCAGAGGACCUGGUGGCUAAUGGGGCUCUUGUCAGCAUUUGUAACAAGUAUGGAGAGAUGCCUGUGGACAAAGCCAAGGCACCCCUGAGAGAGCUCCUCCGAGAGCGGGCAGAGAAGAUGGGCCAGAACCUUAACCGUAUUCCAUACAAGGACACUUUCUGGAAGGGAACCACCCGCACUCGGCCCCGAAAUGGGACUCUGAACAAACACUCCGGCAUUGACUAUAAACAGCUCAACUUUUUGGCAAAGCUCAACGAGAAUCACUCUGGAGAGCUAUGGAAGGGCCGUUGGCAGGGCAAUGACAUCGUCGUGAAGGUGCUAAAGGUUCGAGACUGGAGUACAAGGAAGAGCAGGGACUUCAACGAGGAGUGUCCCCGUCUCAGGAUUUUCUCGCAUCCAAAUGUGCUCCCAGUGCUAGGUGCCUGUCAGUCUCCACCUGCUCCUCACCCCACCCUCAUCACACACUGGAUGCCAUAUGGAUCCCUGUACAAUGUAUUACAUGAAGGCACCAAUUUUGUUGUGGACCAGAGCCAGGCUGUGAAGUUCGCGUUGGACAUGGCAAGGGGCAUGGCCUUCCUACACACAUUAGAGCCCCUCAUCCCACGACAUGCACUCAAUAGCCGUAGUGUAAUGAUUGAUGAGGACAUGACUGCCCGAAUCAGCAUGGCCGACGUCAAGUUCUCCUUCCAAUGCCCUGGGCGCAUGUAUGCACCUGCCUGGGUGGCCCCUGAAGCACUGCAGAAGAAGCCUGAAGAUACAAACAGACGCUCAGCAGACAUGUGGAGUUUUGCAGUGCUUCUGUGGGAACUGGUGACACGGGAGGUACCCUUUGCUGACCUCUCCAACAUGGAGAUUGGAAUGAAGGUGGCACUGGAAGGCCUUCGGCCUACUAUCCCACCAGGCAUUUCCCCCCAUGUGUGUAAGCUCAUGAAGAUCUGCAUGAAUGAAGACCCUGCUAAGCGGCCUAAAUUUGACAUGAUUGUGCCUAUCCUGGAGAAGAUGCAGGACAAGUAGAGCUGGAAAGCCCUUGCCUAAACUCCAGAGAUGUCAGGACAUGGUUAGGGGAGUAUGUCUCCCCAAAGCAGCAGGCUUCUGGUUGCCUCCCCUGCUUCCAGUCAUGGUACUACCCCAGCCAUGGGGCCCAUCCCCUGCCCCCAUCCCUACCACUGCAGCCCCCAAAGGGGCUAGGCUCAGAGCUUUGUCACUUGCCACACGGUAUCUCCCAGCAUGGGAGGGACCAGCCCUGCCUGUCACAAUAAAGUUUAUUAUGAAAACA